Molecule: messenger RNA, 1809 nt
Organism: Paramecium sonneborni
Lineage: Eukaryota; Ciliophora; Oligohymenophorea; Peniculida; Parameciidae
Source: the annotation of a GenBank genome assembly
CAGACAUGAAAUAUGCUUAAGUUACAGCAGCUGCUUUUUAAUCUGGAAAAAUAGUGAAAGUUGAACAUUAUAGUUAUAGUGUGAAUGAUUAAAUUGGUUCAGGUUUCAGUAGUCAGGUGUUUAAAGGCAAAAAUGAGAAUACUAAUGAGACCGUUGCGAUAAAAGUAUAUUUGUGUUAUGAUCAAUCAGAUUAUUGAUAGAAGUAAAAUAACAAAUGAAGUUGAAGAGUUCUUAUUGAAUCAAGAGAUUCGGGCCUUGUCACUAAUGAAUUCAGAAAACAUUGUAAAAAUGUAUGAUUAUUAUCAUAAACCACAAUGUACUUACAUUAUAACUGAAUAUUGUAAUUAAGGUAAAUAAUAAUUCCAGAAUUAUAGGUGAUUUGGGAUAGCUAAUUAAAAGAAAAUAGAGAAUUGAUGAAAUAGAGGCUAUUAAAAUAAUGAAGCAUAUAGUAAAUGGUUUUAAAGAGUAAGUAGCCAAAGGAGUAAUUCACAGAGAUUUGAAACCAAUAAAUAUUUUAAUAAGAAAUGGGAUCCCAAAAAUAGCAGAUUAUGGAUUUUCAAAAAUGAUGAACGCACCACCAGAAACGAUCUACUAUAAUGUAGGCACUGCAUUAUACAUGUCUCCUUAAACUAUGAUUAAAAAUACCUAUUCUGAAAAAAGUGAUAUUUGGAGUUUGGGAGUAAUCUUCUAUGAGAUGUUAUAUGGAUAAGUACCAUUUUCAGCUUAGAGUGAAAAAGACUUGGCUUAAGUUAUGUUAAAGACAGUGCCAUAAUUUCCAUAAAAUAUUUCAGUAUCAAAGGAAACAAUUGAGUUCGUUUUAAAAUGCCUAUCUGUUGAUGAAUCAAAAAGAUUCUCAUGCAGUGAUUUAGAACAUCAUCCCAUCUUCUAUCGUAGACAUACUUUGACUGCACCUCGACCUAUUGGAGAUAGAAAUCCAUCAGUUAAAAAUAGAGACAAUUACUCACCUCAAAGAGCUACAGAAUAUCAACCUACUCGUAAGAUUAAUUUUAUAGCUUAAACUGCUAUGCCUUAAUCUGCAUUAAAAAGUAGAGAAAGCGUAAGAUAUCUUACUUAAAAUGAUGAAGUCAUUUAAGCUUAAUUCUAAUUUAUUGAAUUGAUGUUUAGAAUUCUUAAAGUUCUUGAUAAACAAUAAGUACUCAAUUAAGAUUUUUAAAUCAAAUUGAAAUUCUUAAUCAUUAAAAACAUGUUCUUCAAAACAAUUUUGCUUAGAGAAGUUGUUGAAAAAAAAAAGAAUGUAUUAUAACUCUAUGAGUUUGAUAAUUACAUUGAGACUGCCGGUAAAUAUUCAACUCAAGUUCAUGAACUCUAUCAAAUUGCCAAAGAAUAUCACGAUAAAUAAGUAAAACUCAUUAUAAUUCUUAGUAUCAAAUGAUUGAAAGUAAUCAUGCUCUAAAACAAUCUGUAUUAAGAGAUCGAAGCUUUUAAAAAAUCUAUGAAAACUUCAAAUCAGUAACCGAAAGCUAUGAAUUUUAUUUACUCUUUAGCACUCUGUUAUAAAGAUGCAUUAGAGAUUUGUUUAACAAAUGUAAUAGCAGAUUAGCUGGAGCACAUGAUUCAUAAUAAUUGUAAUUGUAAGAUGAAACUAUGGUUUAUGUAUUGGAAUAGUUGACAUUCUACUACAGUUUGCUAAGACUAAUAAUAGAGAAUAAUAAUAAUAUAUAGAUUUUUACUAAAAAAGCUUAGAUCAGUAGAAUUUUGUAGGCAGUUCCAGAAUAAAUUACAAAAAGCAACUUGAUGAGUAUCAGAUAAUCCAUACAGGAGAUGAAAAUAUGAAAAGAAUAACUAUUU